AUGGAGCCAUCUUGCAAAGCGGCGCUUCUGGAGGCUCUGAGCAAGAACAGGUUUCUGGCUGUGUUGAAUGAUGAUGAGUUGCUCUCUGUGGUGCACAUGUUGGAGGUGAUUCGGGAUGCUGCCGGACUUGGACUGUUGCUGGAAGAGGGCAAGGAGCCUGACAGCAUCUACGUGGUUCAGGAGGGAUCUCUGAAUGCAAGCGUCGCCGGAAAGCUGUCGGCGGUUCUGGGUGUUGGUGCGUGUGUCGGCAUUGAAGGAGUGCUGCGGGGCACGCAGCCCCAAUCUGUUUCUGUUGGAUCUCCCAGUGCGGUGCUCUGGCGAGCAGAUGCUGCUGCCAUCUCGAGGCUUCUGGAAGAGAAGGCAUCGAAGGCAGCGGCCGAAACGCGGAAAUUCAUUGACCGCGUGCGAUUGUUCGAUUUUCUGCCGGAAGAGAAGAAGGUCCACCUGCCCAGUCUGACCGUUCAUCACGAGGUUCUCCACGCAGGAGACCGAGCUCUCACGAAAGGGGAAAUACCGCUCGCCAUUUUCAUCGUGAAGACGGGCAGGCUCUCCGGCAAGAGGGGUCACAGUGUUUCGCCGGGAGCACAUCCUGACAGUCCAAGCACGAGGAGGAUGUGGACCUAUUUACCUGGAGAAGUUAUUGGUGCCGGGGCAUAUCUGUUUGGACGGCUGGAGAGCCCAGCAAGGAUAGAUGUAACGGCUGAGAAGGAGUGCACGCUAUUGUCCUUGAACUUGAAGCAGCUGGUUCAGACCUUCGGGGAUGACCUUGACGAGUGCCUGCAGCGGGCUUUCAUGGUCUUCGGCCUGAAUCAGCUUCCUUUCCUGGCUGGCCUCACAGCCGCGCAGAAGCAGGUCAUUGUCAAAGCCAUGGAGGUGAAGCAUUAUCGUGCUGCUGAGCAAGUCUCCGUCGAUGUGCAGUUUGCCAUGGUCUUUGAUGGCACCUUGCUGGUGCAACAGGGAACUGGUCCCAUUCUGGAGCUUGGUUUUGCGGAACACUACCUCGAUUCGACCUUGUUCUCGGCCCAGGGGGAUGCAGAGCGAGCAGACGAUGAGCUGAAGGAAGCCAGUGAUUUGAUGGAGGAGGAGGUCAAGGGUGCGACGCGUCUCGCUGGUGGAGCCUCUGGUGUUCGCCUGGCCACUCUGGCUGCUCCCGGUGCCGCCAAAGCAUUCAAGGAGAUGGGCUUGUCGCCAGUGUACAGCGCAGAGGACAUGAAUGACAUCGCUCUGGAGGUGUUGCAGGCUCGGCGUGUGUCUGUGUUGAGGCAUCUGUCAGGUGCCCAAAUUGAACGACUUGUCAAGCUGUUGGUGCCACGGGUCUAUGCUUCUGGUGCCUCUAUCUUCGAGCAGGGCGAGAUCGGCACGGCCUUCUACAUAGUCGCGAGUGGCCAGGUUCAAGUAUUCAUUGAUGGGAAACCGGUCCGCACGCUGGCAAGGCAUGGGCACUUCGGAGAGCGGGCACUGCUGUUCGAGGGGCAGCGGCGCACGGCCUCUGUGCGUGUCCGAAGCCACGAGGCGGAGCUGUGGUGCCUCGAGAAGGUGGCCUUUGAGGAAGUUCUGACGGACCACUUGCGAGAGGAGAUCAUGCGAAGAAUUGAGAUUCAGGACUCGCAGACCGACCUGAAAGACCUGUGCCAUGUUCGCGUUAUCGGUAUUGGAGGCUUCGGCCAUGUGAGGCUGGUCGAGCACCGCCGGACAAAGCUUCGGUAUGCUUUGAAGCAGGUGAAGAAGGUUGACGGCCGAGUUCCAGAAAACGUCCGUAGGGAGUGCGAGCUCCUGGCUGAGAUGGACCAUCCGUUUAUUUUGGAUAUGCUACAGGUGUAUGAGACUACGAAAAGCUACUACAUCCUCAUGGAGUACAUCAUGGGAGGGACUUUGCGUACCGUUCUGCAGGCUGAAAGGAUGCUGCAGCGCGAAGCUGCGUGCUUCUACGCGGGCUCAUUGAUCAUGGUGCUGGAAGUGCUGCACGACAGAAAUAUCGUUUAUCGGGACCUGAAGCCAGAGAAUGUCAUGGUGGAUGCCAGAGGUUAUGUGAAGCUCAUCGAUUUUGGCAUCGCUAAACGAUUAGACGAGGAUGGCCGGACGUUUACUUGUGUCGGAACUGCGCACUACAUGGCUCCAGAGGCCAUUCUGAGCCGAAGAGAGGGCUACGGGACUGAGGUUGACACCUGGUCGCUGGGUGUGCUCCUAUUUGAGUUUCUUUGUGGUCAGCAUCCAUUCGGAGCUUUCUUAAAUCAGCAGCAGGAGAUCUUCGAAGCGGUGUUGAAGCAGGAGCUGGCCUUUCCCGAUGCAUACCAAGACCCGUGCGGGCGUCGCCUGUUGCAGGAGAUGUUGGAGAAGAGCCCCGAAAAUCGGCUUGGUGCCGGAGUGUUUGGUUGGGAUGACGUCAAGGAACAUGACUUCCUCGCCUGGCCCGGAGAUGUGAGCCUGUUUGACUGCAUAGUGGAGCGGAUGGUUCAUCCCCCACAUGUGCCCAAGAGUGCAAGCUUCGUUGAGCACUGUUCGCAGGAGCUAACUUUCAACGAUUGGCACGAAGAGAAGGAGAUCGUGCGCAGCCGAAGGAAGUGCGUCACGUACAGAUGA
Molecule: messenger RNA, 2580 nt
Organism: Symbiodinium sp. CCMP2456
Lineage: Eukaryota; Dinophyceae; Suessiales; Symbiodiniaceae
Source: the annotation of a GenBank genome assembly